UGUUUUAUAUUGUAGUAACAUACUAUAGUGAAUGCAUGCGAAAAGAAAACUUCAACAAUGACAGUGACUUUAUUAGGCAAAUUUUUUAAUUUUUAUAAUCAUGAUGCAGAUUUUUUUAAAUUAGUAUUGUAAUUCUAAUAUAGGAAACUUUUACGAAAAGGUUAAACAUGUCUUAAUUGUUUAAUGUUUCAAAAUGAAGUUACAUACAACAUUCUGCUUAAAUGGACUAAAUCACUUGUGGAAAAUGUCAAGAAAUGGCAAGAACUUGAUAAACUGCACAGAAGAAAACAGCAACGUUCAUGUUGUAAUUAACAAUGACGCCGUUAUGGGUUUCCUUAGCAGAACUUCGAGAAUAUGAACGCAGAAGAAUGAGCGGGAAUUUCACAGUAGCAGACGACAAUGAAGCAUAUGACGAUUCCAUCCUACCAUUGCUGACCAUUGCACAUGAUUUAUACAUAUAUUAUGUUCCAGUUAUCAUUUGCCUCGGGACGCUUUUAAACCUGUUCAUUACUCUGGUGUUAUUGAAAACACGUUUACGAAAGAGAUUUCACUCACAUAUUGUCGCGGCCAUUGCAAUUUGCGACAUUGGAUUUUUAGUGGCUUUGCUAUUUAUUUGGAUUAAGGAUCAGGGUAUUGAAAUAUACAGAGUUCCCGGAUUAUGUCAAAUGGUCAUAUUCAUGAGUCAUUUCUUUCCGUUUUUGUCAUUUUGGCAUAUGAUUGCUACAUGUUUCAUUAUAAUGAUAUGUCCUAAAAAUCAUUGUUUGACACAUACUUGCAACAAUGUUGGCAAAGCAAGAACAUUGGUAAUUUCUCUUUCGAUAUUUACGUUUACUAUAUACAUCUAUAAGACUUGGACAAACGGAGUUGUAAGCGUAAAUGGAGUAAAAUUCUGUACGAUUCUACCGGAAACGGAAGCAGCCAUGAGCAUCUUAAACAUUUUGGACAUGGUUGUUCUACUCCUGUUGCCAUUUUUCUUGUUGAUAUUCUUUCAAAUUCUUACAGUUAUCAAUUUCAUCCUGAAAACUGUUGUUACCAAGAGUAUAGGAAGAUCAUAUCUUUGCAGAGACUAUUUCAAAGUGAUCUUUGCAUAUUCCAUUUGUUUUCAUAUAUUUGUUGGUCCGGGAUGUAUUUCAAAGAUAUUAGUUUUAUUCCGGAUGACACAUGAUAAAACUCCAACUUACAAUUUCAAGGAUAUAAUUAUCGAAAAUUUCAUCCAAUAUAUAUUUUACACUUACUUUGCCGUCAAACCAUUGGUCUAUAUGAUUGUCUCCAGGUCUUUCAGGUAUCAUUUUAAGGAGCUUAUUUCAAAGGCAAAGCAAACUAUAAAUAUAACACGAACUUUGGUUGCCAACAGUCAGUCUCAAGAACAAACCUUGUUGUAAAUGCGUAUAAACAUAAACGUUAAAACCAUUUGGAGAUUAAGAUUUCCGGUUGCGAACGAACACGAGGCGUUCUACUUCAACUUAUUGAAUUACACAGGAAAUGUAAUGUCCGACUAUAGUUUCGUGUUUUAUUGUAGUGGAAACGUCCCAUGGAUUUAAAGGAUUAAAGUAUCUGUUACUGAGGUUAACGAUUGAGCCCACUUGUCAUGUAAAUUUGAAUUCAAUUUCCUAUGUUCGUGUGCAAAGUAUGGUGUGGAUGCUUGAGAAAUAUUGCGUUUUUGAUGACAUUUAUUCACUCAAAGAAGAUGGAAAAUCAGUUUUUAAAUAAUGAUGUUACGGCCAUGACAUAAGACAAAUUUGUUGAAAGUAACACCAAGCAAGAAUGGCACAAAAUUAACUUUUAUCAUGUUUUUCAUUCGAAUAAACUUGCCUUUAGAUAAACUCAGUUUCAUGAAUUCAUGAUCAGUUUGUAAUAUCUAUAACAUAAUUCUGAUUAGUUGAAUUGCACGAUAAUUUAAAUGUAUGUUUGUUCAAUAUUACAUAUGUAUACUCAUUACAAUUGAAAAAGUUUUCUAAAACUUAUAUUAUUAUUUCUUUUGCUUAUAACUGGUAACAUUUUAAAAUAUCCAAUGCUAUAUUUUCAUACAGACUAAAUGGUCUCUAAACAUAAUCAGUAAACCUUAAUAGUUUAAAUACAAAUAAUGAUAAAUUACAUAGUAUCUGUAUUACUUAUAAUUCCAUUAAAAUACACUUAAAUUAUGCCAUCAUCAAAACUUUCAUCAGCAAAUCCAUACCGGUGACGUCAUGAAACGGGUGUUUACAUAAUUUAAAAAUUAAUUGGGUAACAUGCUGCAUUCCAAAAUAAGCCAUCAUUGGAAUAAUUUGAACUGAUUGAUUGAAUGUUAUAUAAUUUUAUCUUUGAUUAGGUAUUGUCAUUGUCCUCUUAAUUUUUUGCCUGGCUUAAUUUCAAUUUGUGAAAGAAUUUUGAUUAUAUGAAAAGUUCAUUUCAAUAGUGUACAUUAAAUUCGUUUCGGAAUAAGAAAAAGCGAGAAUUGCAAAUGCGCUUGUAAGAAAGCCUGCAUUUUAUUUGAAAUUAAACCAGUAAAGUAGUGUUUGCUAAUUAUUUCAUAUUUCAUAUCCAAACAUGUUUUUAUAUAUAUAUGUCUGUGUUCAUUUAUUCAAAUACCUGAAACAACAUAAAACGAAUAAAAAGAAAAGGUAGUUAAUG
Messenger RNA from Mytilus californianus (California mussel), 2610 nucleotides. RefSeq lists its product as uncharacterized. Gene Ontology annotation, biological process: G protein-coupled receptor signaling pathway. Lineage: Eukaryota; Metazoa; Mollusca; Bivalvia; Mytilida; Mytilidae. The transcript has 2 exons. The record is from RefSeq and is a predicted model, not a curated record. Gene Ontology annotation, molecular function: G protein-coupled receptor activity. Gene Ontology annotation, cellular component: plasma membrane. The coding region runs from base 315 to 1382 and encodes 355 amino acids.